CUUUGCAACAUCAACCGGGCUGCAGUGCCUCAGGCUGCAUCCCUCAGGGACAACCAGCAGAGGGCAGCACGUGUUAACAGUUUGAUCUGUGGCAGCGUCGACGAAUCAUCUUUAGAUUUAGAAAAUAAAAGCACACUUUGUAUCUUUUAUUUCUUAACUAAGUAAAGUUUCACAGUAAAAAUCCAGAAAAUCUCAACUAGCUUCCCUCAGAGAGACGACACAACCUGUGACCUAAUGAACUGAGUGUCUGCUUCGUCUGUCCCAAUCACUUGGUCCUGUCUCUUUAAGACCCCUGCCUGAUUAAGCUCUGCUCUGAUUGGUCAGCCCGAACACUCUCUUGCGAUUGGUCAACAGCUUCCAGCGCGUGUACGAAAUGUCUGCGUUCGCUGUUUGUUUACCUGGAUUUGAGAAUUGAAAACUGUGUCGGGGUCUUUUAUCUUCUUCUGACUGAUCAGCUGUUUCAGGAGCUUCACAGAUUCUGGACUUUUUAACUUUGCAGAUCUUUUAAAUUCACAAAACCUUUUCCACUUGUCAAGUCUGACUCAAUCAGUGAUUCAGGGUUUCAGUGGAAACUGGGAAACGUGGCGUGCGGGUGAACGCUCGUCAGCUUCUGAUGCAUCUGUGACGUCCACUGACGGGAAAGGAGUCGAUCACCUUUUCAUUUCACAGAUUUACAGUGUUAACUUCAUGUUGGUGUAAAAGACCAAACACUGAAAAACAUGUCUCCUGUAACUCACAACAACAAACUUCUUAUUUAAAUCCAUUAAACAGUUAUUAAAUAUCGUUAUUAUCAUCAUCAACAGUCAAAGUUUUGUUUUUAUAGUUUUUAUAUUUCUUUGUGGGCCCUGCUCCUUGUCGUCGUUUCUUUCACUGCUCAAACUUUGUGGACGGUCCCUAACUGUGAUGCGUUCAGGGACCGGCUCAGAGGCUCGGACACUGCGCUGCUGAAACUCCUAACCUGAGUGUCCAGGGGAAAGUGGGUGAAGAUGCACCGAGGCUGAGCUGCGGUGAAGACCCGGGACUCCGCUCCUCUGUGGCGGGACUCAGCUGCACGGUUCUCCCGGUCAGAGGAGGCCAGCGACCGGACGUCCGGACGAAGUUUACGUGUAAGAACGAAGGUUUCACCUCUGACAUGAUGAGUUCACUGCCGCAGCUCAGCUCCAGGACGUUUCUGGUGAAGAAGAAGAAGUUUAAGUUCCAGGUGCACUUCUCUCUGGAUCAGCUGACUGCGGUGCCCUUUGUCAACGGACUGCUCUUCUGUAAGAUUCGACUCAUCGAUGGAGGAGACUUCUCCGUCCUGUCAUCCAGGGAGGAGGUGCAGCAGAACUGUGUUCGAUGGAGAAAGAAGUUCUCGUUUGUGUGUAAGAUGAGCGCCAACCCCAUCACCGGAGUGUUGGACCCCUGCGUCUGCAGAGUCUCUGUACGCAAGGAGCUGAAAGGAGGAAAGGCCUUUUCGAAGCUCGGUUUCGCUGAUCUCAACAUGGCAGAAUUCGCUGGAUCAGGCUCCACAGUCCGCUGCUGCAUCCUGGAGGGUUACGACACCAAACACACCCGACAGGACAACUCCAUCCUCAAGGUAACAAUCGGGAUGAGUCUUCUGUCCGGGGAUCCCUGCUUUAAAACGCCUCCCAGCACGGCCAAGUCUGUCUCCACCGGGGACGAGGACCCGACCCUGCAGCUGGACCGCAAGGGAGAGAGCACUGAUGCCACGGUGCAGCCACCAGGGGGCAUCCUGGAGGGAUCUCGCACCUUCAAACCACGACAGGCGUCAGUACGUAGCUCAGGGCUGCCUGAAGAGGGGGGGAAUCCAGAUGACGUCUUUCACUCUGGUCAUUUCCGCAGCUCCAGCUACGCCAGUCAGCACAGCAAGAUAUCAGGUUACAGCACAGGUCACUCUCGCUGCUCCAGCCUGACGGACCUCAGUCACCAUAGAAACGCUUCGUCCAGCAGCAGCGCUUCCUGCGGACCCGCCCACUCGGCCCCGCCUCCUCCCUCCAGCCCCACUGAGCCUCAGAGGCUAGCGACGCCCACCAGACCCGAGCGGCCGCCUCCCCCCUCUGCAGCGGCGUUCAUGUCCAACAGAUCGUCCAGGAGGAAGAAGGACACGGUGGAGCGACAGCACAGCUGCGUGGACGACACUCGCAUUGACGCUGACGACAUUGUGGAGAAAAUCAUCCAGAGCCAGAACUUUUCUGACGGCAGCAACAACGAAGACAGCAACUUGAGGCUGUUUGUCAGUAAAGACGGGACGACAGCUCUCAGCGGGUCGCUCGCCAACAGAGGAACUCCUGGUAUUUUUGAGCCGGUCGUCAUCGAGACUCACUGAGACGCCUCCUGAUCGUCUGUGGCCGUGCGUCACGCUGCAGCUUUAGUAAACAUCUCCGUACGCACCAAACUGUUUAAACGUCCACUGUACAGGAGGUGUUUCUUAGUUUGUUGUUUCAGAUCUGUGACAUUUGACUGAAGAGAGAUUCAAGGAUGAGUCUGAAACACUUCCAGUGAAACUUCGACAAAUACUUGAACAAAUCCCUUAAAAAACCACCCGACUGUGAGAAGUGUAGUGCAACACUGACAUGAAAUGAUGCGUUCAGGGUCCUUAUCAACUCCAUGACUCCCAGUGUCCACAUCUGGUUGAUCUUUAUGUGAACAUCAGGUUCAGAUUUGUCCAUGUUCGUCAAACGUCUCUUCUGCCUUUUCUCAGCUUCAGUUGAUGAUGUCAUGUUUCAAAUUCCCGGUGAUUACGGUGUAAGUGUUUUCUUACGAGUUGAGGAGGAUCCUCUCGACUCAGAACCAGAAGCUGUCGAGAGGUUCUUACUGGGGACAGGAAAUCAGCCUGGAACUGGAUCAAAAGCUUUUAUCAUACUUUAAAGUUAUUUGAUGAUUGUUUAGAAAAUGAAUAUAGUAUUUUGCACAUUUUUUAAAAACCACUAAAAGGAAAUGGUACAGAUUUUGUUCAAAUGGCACAUGACAUGUUUUUAUUUUAAAGUUCUUUAUUCUUUUUCAUUUCAAUGCUUCUUGUUCUCAGACAGAAUCUAUCGUGAGCUGCUGUGAUGACACAGAGUCUGAGUUCAUAUGGUCGGCCAUUUGUAACGUCCUGCCACAUUUCUGCAUGAACGUUUAUUCAUUACUCAUAAGUUUGUGAAUCAUUAGUCAUUAAAAACUUUUUUAUAUUUCAAGGGGCUGAGGAGAAAUUUAAGUUAAAGCUGCAGUAACUUGUUAACGCUUCGGUUAAAAGCUUUAAAACGUGUAUGAGUCAAUAUUUAUCACGUCACGGUUAUAGCGUAGAAAGUAAACAUGGAACCAAAAGGGAAGCCAAGUCAUCUUGAUCGCCCCCUGGUGGCUGGCUGCAGUACAGGCUUCUCUCAGCCAGGCUGCACUCCUCAGUUUUACUUAGUUAUUUGAUGAUACAUAAACGGGCUGAGAUGUCAUGAUUGACAGCUGAGCCUGACUCAGGAUUGGUCGAGCGCAUGGAAUAUAAUAUAAAUAAAGAUGGACAACAUGAAGGCUCCUGAAAGUGAAGCCACAGCAUCUUUAUCACCCCCUGGUGGUGAGAUUUCCACUGCUUGAUCACAUCUGCACAGCGUCUGACUACAAAUUAUGUUGUCACCACAAGAUGGCAGCGUUCGUAUCUGUGAUGUUUUGGCUUCAUUUCCGUUUGGAUAUAUAUAUAUAUAUAUAUAUAAAUAAUUUUGGGUCCAGCAGGCUGGUCUUAAGAUUCUUAAAGGAUUUUAUGUUUAAGCUAAAAUCAAACACUUGUAUUUUACAGUGACGUCAGAGAAAACGCAGUAAAGCGAAAUGUUGUGUUGAUGAAUCAUUUUUAACUGAUUUGUUCCAGAAAUAAUUUUCCUUUUCUUUGCACUCGCCCAAACGUUGUCUGUGAUAUUAUGAUAUAAUUGUACAACCAUGAACUUUUGUUCAUGCAUGAGGUGGAUGGGAUUUUUCUCUUCUUAUUGAAUGAACUUAAACUGAAUAAUAAUAAUGGGAUUAUGUUGCAUUUGUACUGGUGAUACUGAUAUAAUUCACUUUAUAGGGAGGUUUUGGUGAAGAGAAUAUAAACAUAUUUUAACUGUUGUAACUUAAUAAAGUCAAAUUAUGACAUUGGAGCUAUAAUCAUCAAAUGAGGAAAAUAAUGAAUAUAUGCAUAUAAAACACAGUAUUAAAAUGUUA
Messenger RNA from Hippoglossus stenolepis (Pacific halibut), 4167 nucleotides. It is a transcript of the gene eeig1b, whose product is annotated as family with sequence similarity 102 member Ab. Bases 1133 to 2326 code for a protein of 397 amino acids. The transcript has 12 exons. NCBI's taxonomy places the organism in Eukaryota, Metazoa, Chordata, Actinopteri, Pleuronectiformes, Pleuronectidae. The record is from RefSeq and is a predicted model, not a curated record.